AUGGCUGUCGGAAAGAACAAGCGCCUCUCGAAGGGUAAGAAGGGUAUUAAGAAAAAGGUCGUUGACCCUUUCUCUCGCAAGGAGUGGUAUGAUAUCAAGGCGCCUUCUAUCUUUGAAGUUCGCAACGUUGGCAAAACUCUCGUCAACCGGUCGCAGGGCCUAAAAAAUGCCAACGACUCUCUUAAGGGCCGUAUCAUUGAGGUGUCGUUGGGUGAUCUUAACAAGGAUGAGGAGCAGUCCUUCCGCAAAAUGCGUCUGCGAAUUGAUGAGGUCCAGGGCAAGAACUGCCUGACAAAUUUCCACGGCAUGGACUUCACAUCCGACAAACUCCGUUCCCUUGUCCGCAAGUGGCAGACCCUCAUCGAAGCCCACGUCGACGUCAAGACGACUGACGGCUACCUCCUCCGACUUUUCGCCAUCGGCUUCACCAAGCGACGCCCAUCGCAGGUGAAGAAGACCACAUACGCUCAGUCGAGUCAAAUACGAGAAAUCCGGAAAAAGAUGUUCGAGAUCAUGACGCGCGAGUCAGUCAACUGCGACUUGAAGGACUUGGUGCAAAAGUUCAUCCCGGAGGCGAUUGGGCGUGAGAUUGAGAAGGCGUCGAGAAGCAUUUACCCGCUUCAGAACGUAUACGUGCGCAAGGCGAAAAUCUUGAAGGCACCCAAGUUCGAUGUUAACAAGCUGAUGGAGCUCCACGGCGAGUCAACGGAUGAGACUGGUACGCGCAUUGCGAAAGACUUCAAGGAGCCGGAGAUUUUGGAGUCGGUGUAA
Messenger RNA from Desarmillaria tabescens, 771 nucleotides. RefSeq names its product putative S-phase-specific ribosomal protein cyc07. The transcript is spliced from 5 exons. Gene Ontology annotation, cellular component: ribosome; cytosol. Lineage: Eukaryota; Fungi; Basidiomycota; Agaricomycetes; Agaricales; Physalacriaceae. The record is from RefSeq and is a predicted model, not a curated record. Gene Ontology annotation, molecular function: structural constituent of ribosome. Gene Ontology annotation, biological process: translation. The coding region runs from base 1 to 771 and encodes 256 amino acids.